AUGAGCCGCCUUCCUCCUGUCGAAAAGUUCUCGCUUACAGUUCGCAAAAACAUUCGCGAUGAAUGGGAGAGCAAGAAAACCGAGUAUGAGCAGAGGCUCUCUGAUCUGCUUGGCGCGCCGUGGAAGAUCGAUAUCAAUCUUCCCCAAGUCUGCGCAUAUGCCCAGGAUGGCUAUGCGAAAGAGUCGCCUGGCUCAAUGAUUGCUUCAUACAUUGACGGCGUUUUGUUUCAGCUAGAUCGCUUCAUCAGCAAGCAUGGAGAACAGGGCAAAACCGAGCUCAACACGAUUGCCUCGGCCCAGACCAUCUCCAUGGACCUGGACGAGGACAAAAAGUUUUCCUACUGUGGCUGUAAAAUCUCUCCUGCAGGACAGCUGGUCAUUCUCUUCCGCGAAGGAUAUCUAGGAACCAACACCGAUUAUGCUUGCUCUCUUGAGAAUCUUGAGGGUGCUCUCAACGAGGCUCCUGGCGCAGCCGCGACUAGCCAGCGGCCGAUGAGCUUCGUUGCCCGCGCAGCCAUCCGAAGUGAUUGGGACACCGAGGUAGAAUCGAUCAAGGCAAAGCUCAGCAAGAUUCUCAAGAAGGAUAUCGCAGUAGUACCGCAAUUCGAGCAAGCCUUUGGCAAGCUUAGCGCCGCCAAAGACGCUCCGGAUGUCUGGGAGCGAAACCUGGGCAUGUAUCUCAAAAUGUACUAUGAGGGCCUGAUAAACUACCUCGAGUACCAGAAAUUCGGCGAGGAUGACAUGCUGUACGAAGCAUUCAACGAGGGCGUUGACAAGGCGACAGUUGUAUUCCGCAUUGUCGACAAGGGCGAGCUGAAGCACUCUACCUACAACGAGUGCAUCAUCGAGGAUGGAACGCUGAUUCUCCAGACUAUUCCUGAAUAUUUCGGCACAAAUGUGAACGACAUCGCGAAUAAACUGAUGGAUCUGUUGUAA
Molecule: messenger RNA, 936 nt
Organism: Trichoderma breve
Lineage: Eukaryota; Fungi; Ascomycota; Sordariomycetes; Hypocreales; Hypocreaceae
Exons: 4
Coding region: 1-936 (311 amino acids)
Source: RefSeq, a predicted model, not a curated record